This is a messenger RNA of Oryzias melastigma (Indian medaka), 1306 nucleotides long. Its product is annotated as calcium and integrin-binding family member 2. Gene Ontology annotation, molecular function: calcium ion binding. Lineage: Eukaryota; Metazoa; Chordata; Actinopteri; Beloniformes; Adrianichthyidae. The coding region runs from base 320 to 883 and encodes 187 amino acids. The record is from RefSeq and is a predicted model, not a curated record. The transcript has 7 exons.
CACGAACGCUGUGGUAGACGGGACAGAAAAAUGAUGUCACAACAUCCAUGGGUGAUGGAGCGCAUGCGCGUAGCAUCCUGUCCUGUUCGCACUUUGAUGCCUUCAUGAGCAGUCUGUAAAUAACAGUCUUCCAGAGUAGAGCUGCCUCUGAAGGCAGCAGGCUGGUCCUCCUCCUCUGAUUUUCCUCCGCACCUCCUCCGGCGUCGGAAGCAUCAGCCUCGGUGAGACCUGGACCAGGACCUGGAUCUGGACGGAGGCGGGCCUGGAUCUGGUUCUGGUUUCUGAUGCAGCCGUGUGAUGGGAGCAUCCGCCGCGAACGAUGGGCAACAAGCAGACGACCUUCACCGAGGAGCAGCUGGAGGCGUAUCAGGACUGCACCUACUUCACCCGAAAGGAGAUUCUGAGGCUUCAUGGACGCUUCCGUGAGUUGGCUCCACAUUUGGUGCCGCUGGACUACACCAACAACCCCGACAUCAAAGUCCCUCUGAGCCUCAUCGUCACCAUGCCGGAGCUGAAGGAGAACCCGUUCAGGGAACGAAUUGUGGAGACGUUCUCUGAGGACGGACUGGGGAACCUGAGCUUCAACGACUUUGUUGAUAUGUUCUCUGCUCUCUGUGAGGCUUCACCUCGAGAGCUGAAGACCAUCUACGCCUUCAAGAUCUACGACUUUAACAGGGACAGCUUCAUCUGUAAGGAGGACCUGGAGAAGACCCUGAACCGGCUGACCAAAGGGGAGCUGACGGCCGAGGAGGUCGCGCUGGUGUGCGACAAAGCCAUCGAGGAGGCCGACCUCGACGGAGACAGCAAGCUCUCCUUCGCCGACUUCGAGAACAUGAUCUCUAAAGCUCCAGACUUCCUCAGUAACUUCCACGUCCGAAUAUGAGGCGGGACCUGGCAGAGAUCCUGCAGACGGCGGAGGUCUCAUCCGGCCCGGUUCCCGUCUGACAGUGGGACUUUCAGCCCACUCGGGCUGGACCGGACCCGGUUCUGCAAAGCAGGACCGGAGGAAGUCCUGCGCCCCCGGGUCGUGGGCGGGCGGUCUCCCGUGUAAAAGCACACCUCUUAAGGGCACACAGUGAGGAGCUAUGCAAUCUUUCUUGGUGAUGUGCAUGUUGUACAUAGCUUCCAGCUGGUGGGUUUGUACUUCUGCUGAGGCGCGGCGUUCUCGUGACAAUCAUGCUAAACUACCGCUCAGCUGGUGGAAGGGCUCUCUGUUGUACGUCUGGCUUUGAUACUCCAGCUCUUUAUUCCUUCACACUUGAUGGUUUUUGGCAAAAGUCAAAUAAAAGAUUUUCCUGCUGCUUGA